This is a messenger RNA of Entrophospora candida, 858 nucleotides long. Lineage: Eukaryota; Fungi; Glomeromycota; Glomeromycetes; Entrophosporales; Entrophosporaceae. The record is from the annotation of a GenBank genome assembly.
AUGAAUCAAACGCCAACUACACCUACCAACAUUAACAGUAUUAAUACACCUCCCCUGCCAAAUUAUGGAUUUAAUCCUAAUGCACCAAUCACCCCAAUAAUAUCUAACUUGGCACAUAUAAGUAAUCCCAGUAAUCCCAAUAAUCCUAGACUACCACCCUCAAUACAAUUACCAAUGCAACAACAACCUAAUCCUGCUAUUAAACGGCAACCUAUUACUGGAAAAGGCAUUCUUAAAGUUUUAUUAUUUUUUGAAUAUUUAGCAGCAGAGAUGUUCCCAGCUAAAAAAGAUAUAGCGCAUUGGAAAAGAAUCGUUUCAGAAUUCUUUUCAGAGGAAGGGCGAUUUAUUUAUUUAUUAAGAAGUUCAACAGAUUUUAAAACUAAAAUUUUUGAUUUACCAACGCCAAUAAUUGCUAGAUUUUUCCAAGUAAAUUUUGAUUCAGGCGUAAAUACAAUACAGAUAACAAUGAGCAAUAUCAAAGAAAGUCAACAUCCUAUAAGCAGUAGCAUUGAGAAUAAUUUUAUAAUCAUAAUAGAAGCAAAAUCUCAAAUGAUAUAUAAUUAUAAUAAUGGUUCAAGGGUUGUGUUUAGUGGCAAAUUAAGAAUUAAACUUAGUUCGAAUACAAAGAUAGAGGCCUUUGAAUUUUAUACAGAUGAUCAUAUAGAAUAUCUACCAAGGAAUAGUGAUAUAUCAUCUCCUAUUGGUGAAUAUGGAAUAACGAUGAAAACUUUAAGAUGCUUGGAGGUUGCUGAAAUUGUACUUUCGUUAAAUGAUAUAAUAUCAACGACCAUUGAGCAAAAGAAGGGACCCCAACCGUCAGCUGUUGGUGUUGAACGAUUCGAUUUGUUGGGAAAUUAA